This is a messenger RNA of Leopardus geoffroyi (Geoffroy's cat), 3754 nucleotides long. RefSeq names its product family with sequence similarity 78 member A (gene FAM78A). The coding region runs from base 578 to 1429 and encodes 283 amino acids. The record is from RefSeq and is a predicted model, not a curated record. Lineage: Eukaryota; Metazoa; Chordata; Mammalia; Carnivora; Felidae. The transcript has 3 exons.
CUCGCCUCCUGGAAGCCGCGGGUCGGCGCUCGCCCCCGAGGGCGCCGGGGCCUCCGCGCUCGAACAGAAACUGCUCUUCCAUUGAUUGGGCCCCGUUGGGCGAGCGGCCGGUGCGUGUGCCCCGAGCGAGCGCGUGCGGAAGGCAGAGGGCAGGAAGUAGGACUUCUGCAGCGACGGUGGCGGCGCGGCGCAGGGGACGGAGCCUUCCUUAUUUAUGUGUCUGCCGGCGUUCGCCUUCGCCGCCCGAAGACUUCAGGGAGCGUCUCCGAGCUGCGUUCCCCGCGUGUGAGGCACGGAAGGGCUGGCUGUCUGAGCACCAUGAUUACCCAUUAACCUCCAGACUUUCCUUUUUCUUAACCCAAAGAAUAUCGGUGAUUUUUGUCCACUGCUAGCAGAAGAGGAGAGGACCCAGGGCUCUUGAAAUGCAGCAAAAUCCUUAUUUCUAAGCAGGCCCGAGAUAGUGAUAUGCAGACCCCCUCGACUCAGUGAAGUUUUCUAUCCUAUGGAUAUCGGUCUUGAGAUUUGAGAUUGGAGAGCAGUCCUGUCUGCACUGGGUCCCGCAACCUCCAUCCUUUCAAUGCCCAGUUUUCUCUGGGACUGCUGGCCUUCCCUGGAGAUCAGAGCGCUGCUUUGUGCCAUGGGCUGUAUUCAGAGCAUCGGGGGCAAAGCCAGAGUCUUCCGGGAAGGCAUCACCGUGAUUGACGUGAAAGCCUCUAUUGACCCCAUCCCCACCAGCAUCGAUGAGUCCUCCAGCGUGGUGCUCCGCUACAGGACACCCCACUUCCGUGCCUCGGCCCAGGUGGUCAUGCCACCCAUCCCCAAGAAAGAGACCUGGGUCGUUGGCUGGAUCCAGGCGUGCAGCCACAUGGAGUUCUACAACCAGUAUGGGGAACAGGGCAUGUCCAGCUGGGAGCUCCCGGACCUCCAGGAGGGCAAGAUCGAGGCCAUCAGUGACUCAGACGGGGUGAACUACCCCUGGUACGGCAACACCACGGAGACGUGCACCAUCGUGGGCCCCACCAAGAGAGACUCCAAGUUCAUCAUCAGCAUGAACGACAACUUCUACCCCAGCGUCACAUGGGCUGUGCCCGUCAGUGAGAGCAACGUGGCCAAGCUGACCAACAUCUACCGGGACCAGAGCUUCACCACGUGGCUGGUGGCCACCAACACCUCGACCAAUGACAUGAUCAUUUUGCAGACGCUGCACUGGCGUAUGCAGCUCAGCAUCGAGGUGAACCCCAACCGGCCCCUCGGCCAGCGCGCCAGGCUACGGGAGCCCAUCGCCCAGGACCAGCCCAAGAUCCUGAGCAAGAACGAGCCGAUACCGCCCAGCGCCCUGGUCAAGCCCAAUGCCAACGACGCUCAGGUCCUCAUGUGGCGGCCCAAGUACGGGCAGCCGCUCGUGGUGAUCCCGCCUAAGCACCGGUAACGGCCAGGGCGCCCUGCUAGGCUAGACUCGAAUUAUAACGCUGCUCCUACCCACACCCGCACGGACUCUUCGGUCAUUCAGCAAAAUACAACCACUCUACCUUCUCGAGCGGGCGGAUCUCACUGUGCAAAGGCCCCGGGAUGGCCUCCCCCCAGCCCUCCUGGCACCUGCUUCCUUUCGGGGAGGGGGAGGCCCGGCCGGGACACCUGACCCCACGUGCCCCUUCACCUCGGGUCUCCUCUCCUGGCAGUUCAGUCAUUCACUUGCAAGCCUCCCCGAAUCAACUGCUGUUUCAGUUUUUCUUCUUCUUCGUUUUUUUGUUUUUUUUUUUUGUUUUUUUGUUUUUUUGUUUUUUAAACACCUCUUUACGAGGUUCAGGGGCAGGAGGAGGCGGAGCUGGUCAUGACCCUGACCGGCACUGCUGCUGAUCUGUGAGUGGCGGCUCCCCCCACCCCCGUGGCAGCUCCCUCGUCCCCCCCGUCACGCGGCCUUACGUAGACUCGCUUUGCCAAACUUCUGCCUUAAGCUGAAUUUAAAGGAAAAAGCCCCAAACCGACAAAGAAAUAGGAUCUCUUUUCUACCGGACUGUUCACCUUCUGCUAGAGCACCCAGCCACAGAUGGGUCCGCCUUUCCCUUUUCUGUCCACACUGGCCCCAAACGCCUGGAGGGCCGGCCACCUUGAGCCAGAUUUAGUUCUAAGGUAAGAAAGGCGGGUGACUUCCCUCCUGGCUCCUUCUCAGGGGAUGCCCCUCCCGGGGGCUCUGGGGGAAGCUGCAAACAGGCUCUGGGCGCCAGUGUCAGAGGUUGGGGAGAUGCUGUCCGGCGGGGGGCGGUGGCGGGGGGGGGGUGGUCCUGGAUCUGGGGAGGCCAGGAAGGCUGUCGGCAGACACCCCUCUGCUGCCGAUUCUCAAGGAAGCAAAGCGGGGCCUCGGGCUGGCGGGGGUCACAUGGGGCCAUGGUUGACAGGCAUCGGGGCCACUCUGGAGGCUGGUCGGGACAGCGUGGCCAGUCUGGAGGGCCACCUUCCCUCGGGUCCAGGGCCCUCCGGAGCCCUAGGAUGGUCCUGAGUGACGCCGAGCCUUCUGCCUUGAAGGCUGCUUGCGGGACCUACGAGGGACACCCCACGGAAGCCCCCCUUCCUCCAGCUUGCCAAACCCCACAGCCACUUCACUGGGCCCUGGGUUUCCAACUAAUAAUAAGACCCAAGCACAGAAAACCGUCAGAAAAGAAAAAGCGUUCAUUUCUGCAGCCGAUGAGCCACUUGGACAAGCCCCGGUGACAGCGUGGGAGGAUGUGGGUCACUUUGCUCUGCUCCUUUAUCCACGUGGUAGUAUACUUAUUCAAGGGGUGCUUCACGUCCAAACUCUCUCUCCAGCCCCGCUCCCGACAUCAGGCCCACAGCUGUCCCGGAACAACGGGACUGUGGUUGCCUGCGCGAUGCCCGGGAACCCGUGUCAGGCCUAGGACCUUCCCCCUGUGCCCCUUGGUGUGUAGAGACCCAGUCGCCCGGGGAGGCCUGAGCCUCGAGUGAGAGGGACGAUGGGUCCCAGCUCUACCUCUGGGGAAGGGCCAGGCCGGGAGCGGGUGGGCGGGGGGCCAGGGUGACGGCGUCCUGAUGCCGUGGACAGGACCUGGCCUCCUAACGGAGCGGCCCUUCUCUGCACUCAGGUCUUUCUUGCACUAAAAAAGGAGGAAGGGCCCUGGGCAAGGGGUCAGGAAGCUGGAGCUCUGGUUCUGGGCUGGGUCACCACAAAGGGGAUCUUACUGUGCUAGGGGGUGGCCCUGAGCUGCUGGGGGCAGUGUCCUGCAAACACGCGCUCGCUGAGCGGGAGCGAGCCCUCCUGCCAGGAGCCGGCGCUGUGCCCACCCGAAGGGGGCACGCCUGCUGUGGCUGCCCGCCCCCCCACCCCCCUGCAUGCCUGGGCCCCAGCUCACCUUGCUCCCUGACUCACCCUGCCCCUCCUGUACCCCGUUCUCUCUGUCCCUCCCGGCCUUUCUGAACACGGGGCUGGAAAGACCCUGGAGAAACGGCAGGUCUGGCCAAGGACACUGGGCUUAGCUUGGGUCUGGUCCCUGGGCCUCCUCCCUGUCGGGAGCACAGACCCCAGGCUUCUCACCUGGGUCCCCAAUCCCUCUGGUGUCCCCGUUUCCUGGCGUGGACACACUCCUCCAGCAAUAAGGACCAUGCGUGGUCGUGGAGAGUACUGUGAAAACAAACCAAUGCACUUACCAGGAGGCACAAGACUCUUGAAGUACAUGUAAUAUUAACCUUUUUGAAAAACAACAAAUAUUCACAAAGAGAAAUAAAAUGUAAUUUUAAAGUA